CAAAAAAAUGCAAUUUCGUUUGAUUGGAUUGGAUUGGAGUCAAAUCAUAUGACUGACACUGAAUUCCCUGUGACCGCAGAUCGUACAGAUAGCACAGAUGAAUCCCCUACAACACUGGCAAAAACGCCAACAUAUGAAUACUAUGGAUUUGUACUUUAUUUAUUAUCGUUCAUAGCAUUCGCAAUAUAUUUAUUGUGGGCAUAUUUACCUAAAGAGAUUUUAGAAUCUUUGGGGAUCACAUACUAUCCAGAUAGAUAUUGGGCGCUGGCAUUACCUGUAUGGUCCUUUGUCUUGGUGCUUUUCAUUUUUGUUGCAUUUAUUUCAAUAAAUUUUUUGAAUACAGCACCACUUGAUUCGUUUAACACAAUAACAGAUGACAGUGCUAAUGUAGGUCAAAAUUUAUCAGAACUAUCGGGAAUUGCUGAUGAUUUUGUACCGGAGCUGCAUGAUAUACCUAUUGGUAUAGUAAAUGCGUGCUUAUAUCAGAAAAUAGCUUUAUGGGAAAAGCAUUAA
Molecule: messenger RNA, 513 nt
Organism: Racocetra persica
Lineage: Eukaryota; Fungi; Glomeromycota; Glomeromycetes; Diversisporales; Gigasporaceae
Source: the annotation of a GenBank genome assembly